GUUGAUGGGUUUUUCCGAUUGUUUCAGCAGUAGCAAAUUUGUUGGUGAAUCUCAUUGGCGUUUGGUUCUUCAGAAAUUAUGCUCAAAAUAAUCAUGUAUAUAGAAAGGCUGAAGAUAUGAAUUACCACUUAGUUUGCUUACCUGUUCUUGCAGAUUCCAUUCGCAGGUUUAAUUUUAGCUUCGUGGUUUUUGUCCCUUGGGUAAUUUCUUAUUUCAUAUCUUGGGAAAGACUUGUCCUCACUUACCUCAUCCAUGUUCAACUAAUAUAAUUUCUACUAUUAUUCCUCUUUGCAGGGUCAACAAUGCUGAAGUUUUAUGUUUGGGAUUAGUUUCAGUAGCAGUCUUCAUGCUUGUCAUGUCUCUCUUCAAAGCUACUGGGGGUGUAUUGCCUCAAAUGGCACCACAGCGUUGAGCAAAUGCUGGCAGCAGGUUCUCUCUUUUCCAACAAAUUUGUGUUUUUUAUUUGUAAUUUUCAUGUUUGAAAAUUCAAUUUCUGAUUAGAUUACCUCUUGUGAAGAUGUUACAGAAGUUUCCCAAGCUCGCUUUUGGGAACUAGUACCUGGUCAUGCCACUGGCUCAAUUUCACUACUGGUAUUUCACUGUUAUUCUUUUAUGUUCUUUUUGUGUUUGCUUUCUGCAGCACUGAAAACAUAUCUAAGUUUCUUUUGGUUUUGGUGGCUAUAAGGUUAAGAAACAAAUGGAUGAUCGGCCAGUUCUUGAGAUCGUGCAUAAUUUGUUCCAUGAUUUGGGAACGCAGCAAUUGACAGUGCAGACUGGUAAUGAAUGAGCUUCGACCUUUUUCUUUCUUCCCUUUUUUUUAGUCCCUGGAUUUCUACAAUGGCUGACUGAUGAGAAAACUUCAUAACUGGUUCAUAACUGGAAUCACUUUCUCAAUACUCGAUAAAAACAAACUUUGGAA
Messenger RNA from Rubroshorea leprosula, 919 nucleotides. The record is from the annotation of a GenBank genome assembly. Lineage: Eukaryota; Viridiplantae; Streptophyta; Magnoliopsida; Malvales; Dipterocarpaceae.